Molecule: messenger RNA, 1062 nt
Organism: Chelonia mydas (Green sea turtle)
Lineage: Eukaryota; Metazoa; Chordata; Testudines; Cheloniidae
Product: olfactory receptor 52E4-like
Exons: 1
Coding region: 64-1062 (332 amino acids)
Biological process (GO): G protein-coupled receptor signaling pathway
Cellular component (GO): membrane
Molecular function (GO): olfactory receptor activity; G protein-coupled receptor activity
Source: RefSeq, a predicted model, not a curated record
UUCUACUGCGACCCUCUACUGCGACCCUAGGAACACACAGAAAGUCAGGGGAACAUACAGUACAUGCAGGAGACACCCUUAUGCCACAGAGUUGGACACCUUCUCCCCUACUCCAUGUCAGAUUCCAACACAACUGACUUCACCAACCCCUCCACCUUCAUCCUGCUGGGCAUUCCUGGCCUGGAGGCAGCCCAUGUCUGGAUCUCCAUCCCCUUCUGUGCCAUGUACGCCACAGCUGUGUUGGGGAACUUCACCAUCCUGUUCAUCGUGAAGAGGGAGCCGAGCCUCCAUGGGCCCAUGUUCUAUUUCCUCUGCAUGCUGGCCGUCACUGACCUGGUCAUGUCCACAUCCACCCUGCCCAAAAUGCUGAGCAUCUUCUGGUUCAAUUCCAGGGAGAUAGAUUUCAGUGCCUGCCUCACCCAGAUGUACUUCAUUCACUGCUUCUCAGAGAUGGAAUCUGGAAUCCUUGUGGCCAUGGCUUUUGAUCGCUACGUGGCCAUCUGCCAUCCUCUGAGAUAUUCCACGACCCUGACAAACUCUGUUGUGGCCAAGAUAGGCAUGGCCGUGGUGCUGCGCAAUGGCAUACUCGCAUUACCCUAUCCCUUCCUGGCAAGGCGGUGGCCAUAUUGCAGAACCAAUAUCAUCCCCCACUCCUAUUGUGUGCAUAUAGCCAUGGUGAAGCUGGCCUGUGCUGACAUCCGCAUCAGUAGUUACUAUGGCCUGUUUGAUCUUUUCUCUGUGAUCGGAAUGGAUGUAUUUUUUAUUGCCGUGUCCUAUACUCAGAUCCUCCGGGCCAUCUUCCGCCUCCCCACAAAAGAUGCCCGGCUCAAAACUUUUGGGACCUGCAUCUCUCAUCUUUGUGCCAUCUUAGCUUUGUACAUCCCAGAUUUCUUCUCCUCUCUCACGCACCGGUUUGUCCACAAUGUUCCACUGCAUUCCCUCAUUCUCAUUACCAGCGUGUACCUGCUGGUGCCCCCCGUGCUGCACCCCAUCAUUUACGGAUUGAGGACCAAACAGAUCCGGGGCAGGCUGCUCCAACUAUUUACACAUAGAGAGACCUAA